AGUUAAUUGUCAAAUGUCAAAGUCAAAGUCACGUCAAAGAUUUCUGUCUUUUUCUGAUCAAAAUUGCUCUUGAGAGUAACAAAAAUGGGACGUUAUUCUCGGGAGCCAGAUAACCCUGCGAAGUCAUGCAAAGCUCGUGGUUCAAACCUCCGUGUUCACUUCAAGAACACAUAUGAAACUGCAAUGGCAAUUAGGAAAUUGCCUCUGCGUCGUGCUGUACGUUAUCUUAAGAAUGUAACGGAGAAAAAAGAAUGUAUUCCAUUCCGGAGGUUUAACGGUGGAAUUGGCAGGUGUGCUCAGGCCAAACAAUUCGGAACCACACAGGGUCGUUGGCCCAAAAAAUCAGCUGAAUUUCUGCUGCAACUGCUAAGGAAUGCAGAGUCUAAUGCGGAUAACAAAGGCCUUGAUGUGGACAGGCUUGUCAUUGAUCACAUUCAGGUAAACCGCGCCCCAUGCCUGCGUAGACGCACAUACCGUGCUCACGGUCGUAUCAACCCGUACAUGUCAUCUCCAUGCCACAUUGAGGUGUGUCUAAGCGAACGUGAGGACGCCGUGGCCCGCGCCGCUGCUACUGACGACGCGCCCGCUAAGAAGAAGCUGUCGAAAAAGAAGCUUGCCCGACAGAAGGAGAAGAUGAUGAGGGAAUAGGUGUUAAGGGUUAAUAAAUGACUGGAAAAUCAGAA
This is a messenger RNA of Leptidea sinapis, 683 nucleotides long. RefSeq names its product 60S ribosomal protein L17 (gene RpL17). NCBI's taxonomy places the organism in Eukaryota, Metazoa, Arthropoda, Insecta, Lepidoptera, Pieridae. The transcript is spliced from 4 exons. Bases 85 to 648 code for a protein of 187 amino acids. Gene Ontology annotation, cellular component: cytosolic large ribosomal subunit; ribosome. Gene Ontology annotation, molecular function: structural constituent of ribosome. The record is from RefSeq and is a predicted model, not a curated record. Gene Ontology annotation, biological process: cytoplasmic translation.